This is a messenger RNA of Colletotrichum truncatum, 2166 nucleotides long. Its product is annotated as DNA replication licensing factor mcm5. NCBI's taxonomy places the organism in Eukaryota, Fungi, Ascomycota, Sordariomycetes, Glomerellales, Glomerellaceae. Gene Ontology annotation, cellular component: nucleus; MCM complex. The record is from RefSeq and is a predicted model, not a curated record. Gene Ontology annotation, molecular function: single-stranded DNA binding; 3'-5' DNA helicase activity; ATP binding. Gene Ontology annotation, biological process: double-strand break repair via break-induced replication; DNA replication; DNA replication initiation.
AUGGACCGGCAAUCAGUAUACUCGACUCACGUUUACGAGCCAAGUUUUGGCCAGAAUGAGGAUACACGCACUCAGAUCCAGACCCAGCUGGAGAACUUUAUCCUCCAAUUCAGACACGACAACAACUACACCUACAGAAAUCAGCUGAAGGAGAAUGCGUUGCUCAAGAAAUACUACUGCGAUGUCGACGUUACCGAUCUAAUUAACUACAAUGAGGAGCUGGCGCAUAGACUUGUGACAGAACCGGCAGAGAUCAUUCCCUUGUUCGAAGCGGCCCUCAAGAAAUGCACCCACCGAAUUGUCUUUCCUCAGCAGACAAAAGUCGACUUGCCUGAGCACCAGCUGCUGCUUCACUCCAACGCCGAAGAUGUCUCGAUCCGCAACCUGGACUCAAUGACGAUAGCGCGCCUUGUUAGGGUACCAGGAAUUGUCAUUGGCGCCUCUGUCAUGUCGUCAAAGGCGACGGAGCUGUCCAUUCAAUGUCGCAACUGUGCACAUGCUUCCACAAUUCCCGUUCUUGGUGGAUUCACGGGAGUCACUCUUCCCAGGCAAUGCGGCCGGUCAAGGGUGCCGAACGAUCCCACACCUAAGUGCCCUCUUGACCCAUACUUUGUUCUUCACGAAAAGUCACAGUUUGUUGAUCAACAAAUUAUCAAACUCCAAGAGGCGCCGGAUCAAGUCCCUGUAGGCGAACUUCCUAGACACGUCUUGAUCUCUGCAGACCGCUAUUUGACCAAUCGUGUGGUCCCCGGCUCGAGAUGUACGGUCACAGGCAUUUUCUCAAUCUACCAGAACAAGGCGACAAAGAACUCUGCUACCGGUGGUGCUGUUGCUAUUCGUACGCCUUAUCUGAGAGCCGUGGGCAUCCAAACAGACCUAGACCAGACAGCGAGAGGUCAGGCGAUCUUUUCCGACGAGGAGGAGCAAGAGUUCCUGGAAAUGAGCAGGCGGCCUGAUCUCUACAAUAUAAUGGCCGACUGUAUAGCGCCGUCUAUCUACGGAAACCGCGAUAUCAAAAAGGCUAUUCUGUGUUUGCUGCUUGGUGGCUCCAAGAAGAUUUUGCCUGACGGCAUGAAGCUUCGUGGAGACAUUAACGUACUUCUUCUUGGUGACCCCGGUACUGCGAAGUCACAGCUGCUGAAGUUUGUGGAGAAAUGUGCGCCCAUAUCGAUUUAUACGUCCGGUAAGGGGUCUUCCGCCGCUGGUCUUACAGCUUCCGUCCAGCGCGACCAGUCUACUCGCGAGUUCUAUCUCGAGGGCGGUGCCAUGGUCCUUGCCGACGGUGGUGUCGUGUGUAUCGAUGAGUUCGACAAGAUGCGUGACGAAGACCGAGUGGCUAUCCACGAAGCCAUGGAACAGCAAACAAUUUCUAUCGCCAAGGCAGGCAUUACCACAAUUCUCAACGCCAGAACCUCAGUCCUGGCUGCAGCGAACCCGAUUUUCGGUCGUUAUGAUGACAUGAAGACUCCCGGUGAGAACAUCGACUUCCAAACCACUAUCCUGUCUCGUUUCGACAUGAUCUUUAUUGUCAAGGAUGAGCACACGCGGGAGAAGGAUGAGAGAAUAGCCAAGCACGUUAUGGGCAUCCAUAUGGGUGGCCGUGGCGUUGAAGAGCAGGUCGAGUCGGAAAUCCCGGUUGACAAAAUGAAGAGAUACAUCAGCUACUGCAAAUCGAGAAUGGCACCCCGCCUCAGCCCUGAAGCCGCCGAAAAGCUCUCGUCACAUUUCGUGUCUAUCCGUAGGCAAGUUCACGCGGCGGAGAUGGAAGCGAACACACGGUCUUCCAUCCCCAUUACCGUUCGCCAACUCGAAGCCAUUGUCCGUAUUACCGAGUCGUUGGCCAAGUUGACGCUGUCCCCUAUUGCUACAGAGGAGCACGUGGACGAAGCCAUUAGACUUUUCUUGUGCUCCACGAUGGAUGCUGUCAACCAGGGCAGCAAUCAGGGAAGCAAGGAGCUCAACGACGAAGUCAACAGACUAGAGGCUGAGCUUAAGCGACGCCUUGCUGUUGGCUGGAGCACGAAUUUGUCCACGCUGAAACGAGAGCUAGUUGAGCAAAAGGGUUACAGCGAGCAAGCACUCAACCGGACAUUAAUGAUCAUGCAGAGGAGGGAUACUAUUGCAUUCCGAAACCAAGGAGCACAGGUAUAUAGAAACUCGAUCUAG